AUGGCCGGACGACGACGCCUUCGCUCAGGCUCGACAUCCACAGUCGCAACCGUUGAUGAGCAAUCAAUCAAAUAUAUAACAGAAAACCAGAUCGUGCGACCUCCUGCUGCUGGCACGCAACCGAAUGAUUGGCCAUGUUUCUUGUUAACAGAAGCGGCUGUGUACAACAAGGAUGGGCAUAUGGCCAAUUUGCUCGAGGUUGAUCUCGAGGGGCCGUUCAUGAUUCGCGGCAUCAUGGUUGUUGAACCGGAUCAAGGCAGCAACUUGAACAGAGGCUUCCAAAGAACUCGAUCCAUUUGGGUCGAAAUAUCUAGGACAUACACCUACUCAAUCGGUCUCAAGGAAGAUUCAGGAACGCCUGUCCUUUGGGCUGCCGGCCAAUGUGCCCAUUUCGAGAUCAUCCCAUCCGAACGAUAUGCGCCCAUUGCCAACAUCAUGUUUCAGGGCAUCGUUAUGCACUACAGCGUACUGGAUUUAUACGAGGCUGAGCUAGAAGACAUGCAAGAGCAGGCGCAAAAGGAUCCCAAGCUAAAGAGGCGUACGUUCCGACUGUCAGAUGUGAAGCUACCUCUCGAAGAUGUGCUUUACAAAUAUGCUGCUGCCGUCGGCGACGGAUCCACAUUGGAGGAAGUGACCCAGAGAUGUAGAGAUCAAGCCGGCUUCCUACUUGCUCAGUUUCCCAAGGGGACGGGUUUUCACACUUGGCUGAGCGGCGAGUUCCCUGACAUUACGCAAAGAUUGAGGAGGAAGCCCAGUCCAUCUGCAAACAUCACAUUUACAGCACCAGAGGUACCGGCACCAAAGCCAGCCUCCAUUCGGCAAAAAUCAAGCUCUGCAGAUAUCCGUGGCUCCCGAGGUAACCCGAAAGCUGUUUCAAGAGACUCUGCUCCGAGAAGGACAAGAGCUGGUACAGCAAGCAGGAGCGAACCUGUUGACUCGGGAAGCGAAGAGCCUCGUGGAGCACGUAUUCGUUCAUCCAAGGCCCACCAAACGCCCCCAGAACCCGUUGACGAAGUACCCGAGCUGAUGGAAGUCGACCAGCAUGACUUUGGUCACAAGUCAAUAACGCUUCCAGCACGGGCAAAGAGUGAGGCCACUGUAUCUACUAGUGAACCACAAGACACUGCUUUGAAUGCACUUCUCGAGGUACUAGACGAGCAAAAGAAACAUCCAAAUUCAAUGACUCCCGCCAACUGGCAGACCAAAAUCUAUACUUCUCUGAGCAUCUCGGAUUACGCGGCCAAGGCUGAAGUUUUGCAAUAUCAUGCUGCUGACUUGGUCAACCACCUCGGUCCAGAGUGGCACGAGAGUGAGCUCUAUAAAUGGUGUAAGCAGAAUGGACGUAGAAAGCCAAAAUACGACCACAUCUCGGAGGAGCAGAUUUUGCGCAUUCGAAAGCGGCAAAAGAAGCCCGCCGCAAAGGCACCACAACCUGUCAAAAGCACGCCUAUUGAGACUGGCGGUAAACGACCGCCAAGAGGUCGCCCAAGCGGCAAGGCAGCCGGUCUGCGUCCUUCGUUGGGUGGAAAGAAACGGCCUAGAAGCCAGGAGUUUGAUGAGGAUGAUACGGACAUGGACGAUCUGGUACUGCCGCAGAAGAAGACGGCCAAAACAUCUCAAUUCUUCGCAAAUGGAGAGGACGAUGCGAAUUCUUCGGAUGAUGAAGACCAAAGCGACUCAGCCCGAGAACCACUUACCCGUGUCAUCAUUCAGGCUGAGCCUCUACCCUCAAUAGAUCCCACGGGCCCUAAUCACACAUGGAUAUGCGAGGAGCCUGAUUGCGACUACAUUGUCCGAAGCGCUGAAGAUGCAGAGGGCCAGGAGCUCAUUUCUCAACAUUACGACGAACACCAAAGAGAGGCUAGCGAUGAGAUGAAGGAAAGAGAACUCAGUAAGGUCAAUUUGGCCAUGCAGGAAAGUCGAGGUCAUCUACCGAUCAAUCACCUGCUGGACAAGAUCCGCAAAGCCAACACUGGGAAAAGCUCGGCGAUCAAUGGUCGCCCGGUUCCUCAGCCGAUCAAAAAGUCUCUGCUCAUAUGA
This is a messenger RNA of Pestalotiopsis fici W106-1, 2040 nucleotides long. RefSeq lists its product as uncharacterized. The record is from RefSeq and is a predicted model, not a curated record. Bases 1 to 2040 code for a protein of 679 amino acids. NCBI's taxonomy places the organism in Eukaryota, Fungi, Ascomycota, Sordariomycetes, Amphisphaeriales, Sporocadaceae. The transcript is spliced from 5 exons.